AAAUUGCAACCUUCCAAGAUGGCGGAUUUGUGAAAAUUGACAGAAAGUUACUGGAAAAUACUGACAAUUUACCGUUGGUUCAAGUUGUCAUUAAAUGAUGAUAUGUAGAUACAUACAAAACAAAUGAUGAUGGGUAGGAGAGGCUGGAUAGGUUUAGCUGUGGUAUUGUUUCUGGCAACAUUUGGUAUAUAUGGCAUCUCCUUUGUCUUUUACGUGAUACUUACAGUUGUAGGAGCUCUUGUGGUUGCCUACUACUUUGGAAUGGAAGAAUCUACAGAGAGGCUGAAGGAAUGGAAAAAUAUACCAUUGUAUUCCCCAGGCAUUCAAGUGGUGAAGGUAAAAAUGGAAGGUUCGUUUAAAAUCAAGAAAAUGGAUAAAAGAAUUACCGGCUCCAGUGUGAUUGAUGAAGCUUUACAAUCUGUGAUGGAAUAUGCAUCUAGAGAUUAUAUAAAAAACUGGUAUCGAGAGGUCAGUGAUGACGACCUUUUCUUACUGGAAAUACAGCAAUGUGUUCAAAAAGUGUUCAUCACAUUUUCACAACGAUCAAAAGAUGUUGAUUGGAUGCCAUAUUUUACACACAGAAUGGUUGAUGAUUUAGCAUCUCAUAUACGACUUUAUACCAGAGCUAUGGAAAAAGCAAAGGUGGCCAAUAAAGAUGAGAGAGGUCCAUUAUUGGAGCAGAAUUUUUUUGACCUUGAAAUCAAAAUGGAGGGAGAUAUAUGUAGGGACUUGGUGUCUUUGUCUCCGGAAGAUGAAAGACAAUAUUUACAAGACCUGAGUGAUGUACUUUUAUUUCUUCUCCUACCCACAGAGGAUUACAACAACAAACCUUUUAGAUAUAUAAUCAGAGAAGUGUUAGUGAAUGGUAUAUUUAUACCAACCAUAGAUCUCAUAUCAGAUCCUGAUUACAUCAAUACAUAUAUAGCUUGGAUGUGUAAAGAAGGAUCAUUGAUCAAUGAAAUGUUUAUGUUUGUGAUAAAGACUACAGAUUCUAUAGACGAGCUAGCCUCUGUUAUAGAACAAUUAGACUGUGAUAUUGCAAAAUGGCGCUCAAAGGAUACUGGAGGUAGUGAUGAUUCUUUGAUCAAACAGAACUUGAAAAGUUUACGAUAUGUGAAGUCAAUGUGCCAGGAGAAGAUCAAACGUCUUCAGCAAGGUAUAGAUGACACAGAGUUUGCCCCAGACGUUCCUGAUUACUGCCGAUCCAGAUCUCUUUUUGUUUUAUCCUUCGAUGACAUAAUCAACAAUAACAUAGCAUUAACUGUUUUCAUAGAAUUCUUGACCAGUGUUGGUGGUGAAAGUUUGAUAUAUUUCUAUUUGAAUGUAGAGAGUUUCCGAACUACUGCUGAACUACAGCUGAAGGUGAUCAACUGUAACAUGGAAAAUCCAAAUAUAUCAAAGUCUCACCAGGACCUGGAACCACUCAGAAAAGCAGCUAUACUCAUUUACAAUCAGUAUUUAUCAGAGAAAGCCCCAUCAAGGAUCAGAAUAGAGCAGGACAUACUGAAGAGAUGCCUGGGAAAUAUCAAAAGUAAAUACAUAUCAUCUGAAGCUUUUGAUGAAGUACAAGCAAGGGUGUACCAGUUACUACAUGAUAAGGAUUAUUAUGAAUCAUUUAUUGAGAGCCCAGUAUACCUGAAACUUCUUGAAGAUCUGGGAUUCUCCAGUGACAAAAAUGACAACUCCAAAAGUCUUAGUAUGGAGGAUGAUAUGUCCGUCAAGUCUGAAGAUAUUAAUGAUCUGACCGACUCGUCUGAUAAUACAUCGACAUCCUCUCUGUACAGCAGUAAUUCGCGAUCAAAUUCUCCAUACAAAACAAACAACGCAGAAUUCUCUAUAAAGGCUCAAAUUUCACAGACAGGUGUUGUUCGAGAAUCAGAGAAGGCAGGGAAGUCCUACGCAGUAUUUUCAAUCCGGGUGACAAAAAAGCUUGUAGAUGAUGAGGAGAUUUGGGACGUCUAUCGAAGAUUCAGCGACUUCCACGACCUACAGAUGAUCAUGUCAGAAAAGUUGCCACAUUUUCAUGGACCAAGUUUACCACCUAAAACAUUGCUAAAGAAUACUGGAAAAGAAUUUCUGGAGAAAAGAAGAAAAGCUCUGGAUAAUUACCUACAGACUUUGCUAUCCCCACAACUUUGGGAACAACAUCCACGUGUCAAGGAGUUUGUCUUGAAGUUUCUGGCACCAGGCAUGUGGGAACGACACAAAAGUGAUUUAGCAAGAAAGAUGGACACAAUAGUUAAUCCACUGAAAAGUGUUGGCCAUGCUGUGAUACAGAUGCCUGAAAAUAUCAAAAAUAUUUCACAAGAUGGGCUUUCAAGGUUAAGAGGGGACUCAUUCAAGGGAUCAGGAAGUUCAUUGAAUCAGGGAACCAAAGUUGGAGCUGGGCUGGACCUAGAGAUUGGUGAAAACAUUCCACUACGCAUCAUGCUUUUACUCAUGGAUGAAGUAUUUGAUUUGAGACAGAAGAAUCAGUGGCUGCGCCGACAGAUAGUUCGUGUUCUCAAACAACUCAUUAAAUCCAUUCUUGGUGACAGGAUGAACAAAAAAAUAGUUGAACAUGUUGACUGGAUGACCUCUGCAGAGCAGGUUGCUGAGUACAUCAAAGCCUUCAGGGAUUCAUUUUGGCCGGAGGGUGUAUUAUCAGAGCCCAGACCAGACAGGGAUCAUAAUUCAAAAAUGAGGACACGCGUUGUGUGUAGAGCAAAAAUGUUAGGCAGCAUUCCAGAUGAACUUCGACAUUUCCUUGGUUCUGAUACAGCACGUAUUGGAGUGACACGUGUGUUUGACAUGUUCCAGUACCGAAGUUUGAACCGGCGUCUUGUUUACGUUGUGCUAGAAGGCAUUAUAGAGACACUGUUCCCACAGAAUAAAUUUAAAGAGCUGUUUAGAAAACUUCAUUCUCAGUCUGAUAGACUGAAAGUAGCCAGUUUAAGGGAAGAAUCGGAAAAGCAAUCAUCGACAAAUCGGGGAUCAAAGACUUGAUGUUUAUUAUACUAUAGUUUAGACUUUUAUUUUCUGUUGUUGUGAUUUAGUUUUUAGGUAAAUAAUUAAUUUAAGAUGUUGUAAUUGUAUUUUAAAAUUAUGAUUUUACAUCAUCUAGUCAAUGUAGUUAAAAGCAUCGAGUACUGUAUAGGUGGUUAAUUUUGCCACACUGAAAUCGAUGCCCCAGAAGUAUAAGGUUGUAAGUGCUAUAUAAUGUCUACAGACUUACGACCUUAUAUUCCUAAGCAGUCUAAAAUAUUUUGCUAAGUUAUAAUCAUGCAAAGAUGAAGGCGAAAUAAGAUACUAUAUUGAAAUUUAUGGAGCAACUAAAUUUCCUGUUUAACUCUGCAGUUUGACGUACUCCUGGAGCAUUUGAUUCUAAGAGCAUUCAGAGAUGUACCUAGUCAUGUAGAAAAUAAUUUUAAUAAUAAUAAAAAGAAAUUUGCUCAGUCCUUCUUUACUUAUCAAAAGUUGUUAGUGCAAACAUUUAUCUUCUGUUAGACAUUUGUGACUAAAUUACUUAUACCAUAGAUGACAAAUGCAAUAUCCAUAUGUGAAGACGAGCAGAUUUUACAAAAGUUGCCAAUUAAGGGGUUGUCUUUCAUGUAUAGUGUGUCUGGUUAUUAUAAUUAUCUGUUCCUUCACAUACUUUUAGCUCGACUAUAAGAAGUAUAUGGAGAGCUGUCCUACUUGUUCUUGUCCAUUUCUUGUCCGCACCUUGAUUGAAGUUUUUAUGCACUUUCUAAACUCUGUUGUUACUUGAUGCAUUUGCUCCAAAUAUUAGAAUAGAUAUUCUUCAUCAUCACCCACAUCAUAUGGCAUAAGGGCCUAUAAGUCUGGCACCAAUAUUUAAUGAAUUAUGUCCCCUUUUUAUGCCCCCCAUCGGAGAAGGAGGGGUAUAUUGUUUUGCAGAUGUCGACCAGUCGGUCGGCCUGUAUGUAGACCAAUCCGUUUCCGGAUGAUAACUCAAGAAUGCUUGGGCCUAGGAUCAUGAAAGUUGGUAGGGAGGUUAAUCAUAACCAGCAGAUGACCCCUAUUGAUUUUGAGAUCAAUAGGUCAAAGGUCAAGGUCACAGUGACCCUGAACAGUUAAAUGGUUUCCAGAUGAUAACUCAAGAAUGCUUGGGCCUAGGAUCAUGAAAGUUGAUAGGGAGGUUGGACAUGACCAGCAGAUGACCCCUAUCAAUUUUGAAAUCAAUAGUUUGAAGGUCAAGGUCACAGUGACCUGGAACAGUUAAACGGUUUCUGGAUGAUAACUUGAGAAUGCUUGGGCAUAGGAUCACGAAACUUGAUAGGGAGGUUGAUAAUGAUCAGCAGAUGACCCUAUUGAUUUUGAGGUCAGAAGGUCAAAGGUCAAGGUCACAGUGACCCGGAACAGUUAAACGGUUUCCGAAUGAUAACUCAAGAACUCUUGGGCCUAGGAUCAUGAAAGUUGAUUGGGAGGUUGGUCAUGACUAGCAGAUGACCCCUAACGAUUUUGAGGUCAGUAGGCCAGAGGUCAAGAUCACAUUAGACCCGGAACAGUUAAACCAGUUCCAGACGAUAACAUGAGAACGCUUGGGCCUAGGAUCACAAAACUUAAUAGGGAGGUUGAUCAUGACCAGCAGAUGACCCUAUUGAUUUUGAGGUCAAUAGGUCAAAUGUCAAGGUCACAUUGACCCAGACUAGUAGAACUUUUGUGUACAGUGACCAAAUAAUUUCUGUUCCUUGUGCAGUUAAUGAAUGCAUCAAGGGGGGCAUGUUGUGUUCUACGAGCUCUUGUUACUGAGAAUUUCAAAUUAAAGUUUUGAUGCUCUUACACUCUAUCUCUGUUUAAUAUAUUGAAUGGAUUUGAUUCAGACUUAAGCUAUUUUUUCCUGAUCAUCACCCACAUGAUAUGACAGUAGGGCCAUGACACUGAUACCAAUAUUUCAUGAAUUAUGCCCCCUUUUUACUAAGAAAUUUUGGUUAAUUUGAUGCAUUUCGGGACACUGUUAGUUCUGAAUGGAUUUGAUUCAAACUUAUAAAGGUUGUUCCACACUAUCACCCACAUCAUAUGACACAUGGGCCAUAACUCUGGCACCAAUAUUUCAUGAAUCAUGCUUUUUUUUUUCUUUAAAUUUCAGGUUAAAGCUUUGAUUCACUUUCGCUCUAUUUCUGUUAUUACUGAAUAAAUUGGAUUCAAACUUGAAAUAAUUGUUCCUCAUCAUCAUCCACAUCAUAUGAUUCAAGGGCCAUAACUCUGGCUUCAAUAUUUCAUUAAUUAUGUCCCUUUUUUUCUUUGAUUUUUUUUUUUGGUUUAUUUUGAUGCUCUUUAUAUUAUAUCUUUGUAAUUUGUGAAUGGAUUUGAUUUAAAAUAGAAAAAAAAUUGUUCCACUUCAUCAGCUAUAUCAUAUGAUAUGAGGUCUUUGGCUCUGGCAUAAAUAUUUCAAUGAUUAUGGCCCCUCUUUAGUUGGAAUAUCAGAAUUAAGUUUUGAUGCACUUUCACUCUGUUUCUGUUACUACUUAAUUGAUUUUACUUUAAGUUAAAAUACUGGUUUCACAUAAUUACACACAUCAUACAACAUAAGGUCCAUAUCCCUGGUCUCUAUUUUUCAUGAAUUACAGAAUUUUUGUUUAGUUUUAAUGCAUUUUCACAAUAUCUCUGUCAUUACAGAAGGGAUUUUAUUCGAACUUAAGGUAUUGGACCCCUAAUAGUAAUGUUUAAAAAAUGGCAUUUGCUUGGUAUAUUCUUAAAGUUGACCAUGUUUCACACUGUGUUGCAAAUUUUAAACAACUUUUACCGUGCAGUUUUUUGUAAAUUUUGUAUAAUUUAUGGUAUUUCCUCAAGCUCAAGUAGAGACAAAUUUCAAUGUGAUGGCCACUAUCUAAAACGUUUGCAGAGAAUUCAUUACAGCAUUAAUUUUGAUAAAAGAAACAUCAGACUAUUCUUAAACAAUUAUAAAACACAAAAUAAAACUGUAAAUAUCAAUUUUUCUAGGGUGCCUCAAGUAAACAGAUUUAAUGAGACAGAAUUCUAACCCCAACAUUGAAAAAUUAAGGUCGAAUCCUGUGGGUCUUUUUGAAUUUUGCUCACUUCAUUCAAAAAUAACCUUGGGGCAGAAGUAAAGCCUACCUGUAUUUCUUCCACAAUAUGUAAUCUAAAGAAUGAAGGCAAAAUAGAGAACUUUUACUGCAUGUAACUCAGUAUUUUUAAAGAUGUCUAACUCUACCCCUCCUGAUUCAGAGGUAAAUUCACUUUGAACAACAAGAAAUCGCUUAUAAAAUGAAAAUUUUCCUCUUUUGUACAAUACAUCCAUAAUAAGUCUUGAAAGAAGUAAAAACUUACUAGAAAAAAAGGAAAAUAUGGAAAAACAAAUUUUUGGUCUCAGUGGGGCUUGAACCUACGCCCCCCUGAAAAUUGCAGUCAAAGUAGGUUUAUGGAAGGAAUUGAAUACUCUUCAAAAAGGAGGUACUCUAUUACGGGUCCAAUACCUUAAAGUAUUUAUUCCAUAUUAUUAGUCACUAAUUAUUACACAUGGUGCAUUACUUUUGCAGAAAUAUUCUAAACUAAAUUCUGAUAUAAACACUCCAGUGAUAGCUCCAGCACAAUUAGAUAUCUCUGUGCAUUUCUUGACGAAACCUUGAACUUUAAAGAUCAUGUAAAUCACAAAUGGUGUAGCUUACUGUGAGGUGCGUAAGAUGCAACGUAUUCAAAACAUGUACGCAAAACUUGUCCUUAACAGGAAGAAAUUUGACAGUUCUAAACAAGCAUUGUAUCACUUACAUUGGUUGCCGGUGAAAGCAAGAAUUGAGUUCAAGAUACUUUCUUUCAUGUAUAGCUGUCACACUGGCAGAGCACCUCUGUAUUUAACAGAAUUGCUCACAGAGUAUAUUCCUAGUAGACAAGGUUUGAGGUCGUCAGAAAAUUCUGAAUGUCCUUGUGUUGUUUUAUGUUGUUCCAUACAACAAGUGCAAAACAUUCAAUGAAAGAAGUUUCGCUACUAUUGGUCCAAAACUUUGGAAUGAACUGCCGUUAGAACUACGCAAAAGUAAAUCACUUGACACAUUAAAAAAAAAUCUUAAGACACAGUAUUUCAGAGAUUUCGCGGCAUUGUUUUAAAUUCUUGAUAACUGUUUAUUAUGUGAAAACAGCAGGUGAUAGUUCUUAAGUUUAUAUUUUCAAGGUUUGUUUAAUUAAACGCACUUGUUGGUAAGGCUCUAUGGGUAGGGUAGUAUGUAGUAUUUCUUUCUUAAAUAGUAUAUGAUGGCACCAUUAACCGGGGGGUUUGAACCUCUAUAUGCAGCUCGUCUGGGCGUACCAUGUGAUGCUUUAAGCACUGGUAUUCGCAAUAGAGGUAAAAUGACCUCAAGGGGAGGGGUGCGGUCAUGACUGUUUGUUACAAUAAGGCUGCUAUUAUUACUAUUGUCAUUAUUAAUAUUGUUAUAAUGAUAAUUAUUAUUAUUAUGUACAACGCCAUUGAAUAUAUUAUUGUAUAAAAAUAGGCGUUUAAUCAAAUUAUUCAGUUUUAUGAGUUAUGUCCCUUUUAUAAUAAGUUAAUAUAUCCUGUUAUUUCUUAAUACAUUUGACAUGGACUUAAACUAUUUUUCAAGAUCACCUGCUAUAUUGAAGUCAUUAAACACUCCAGUGAUAGCUCCAGCUUCCUUUAAUAUGCACUCUUUCAAUAUUCAGCAUCGAAAUAGUCGAGCCAUGUUUUCAUUGCCAGCUCUUGUCAAUAAAAAAAAUAAAUAAAAAAGACUGACAGAUUUUCACUACAGGGAAUAAUUUUGGUCUGGUACCAGUUUUCAAAAUAAAUGUUGGACCAGCUGUAUAGUUUUUGGAUUUAGGUUGCUUUCAUGAAACACAGCAACCCUGACUUUUCAGUGUCAGCUUAAAUGUUGGAAGCAAACAAGGUUUGAAAUGUUGAGUGAAAUCUAAAGAAUUUCAUCAGCUUUUUUGACAAAUAUCAGAUUAUCUGCAGAGCAGGGUCACUUAAUAAUUGCAAUAUUUCUGGAUGGCAUUAUAAAUGUUCUAUGAAACUCUGUGUGUAGUGUUUGGGUUUUUUGUUUGUUUCUUUAUAGAGAACUUUCAAAUAAAAGAACACAGUUUGUUGAAAAAAAGUUAGGCCACUAUUGAUGUUAUACUUCAUACAUAUUUUUGUCUUUUUUUCUUCUUUUUGGUUGAAGUCAGUAUUUCUUUAAGUCAAAGUUCUUUACUUAAUGCUCAAGUUUUGAAUAUUUGUUGAUAUAGAAUGCAGUGUUUUACUGUCACAACUGUUUUUUGUUUGUUUAAAUUUGUAUAAUGUGUCACAAAUUUGUUAACUUUUGCAACAUUCCAAUGUUUUCCAUUACCAAGAGGUUAUGACUAUUUAACAUUUGAUCCAAAUAUUAAUUAACCAAUUAAACGAGUUAACAAACAUAUAUUAUAAUUUAUACUAUUGUUUUAUGAGAUAGAUAUUUUAUGAUCAUCUUUACAGUAUUAUUACAAUAUACAUUAAUCAUUGUCAGUGACAGAUUUUUAGAUUUUAAAAAUUAUGCAAACUUGGCCUGAUGUGUUUGUGGAAAAUCAAGUGCUGCAUACUCAGCAAAACAAGUGUCUACUCAUUAUCUGUGGAGAAGCUAUAAUGGAAUUAGAUAUUUUCAGGUUACCUUGCAGUGACUGUAGAUCAGCAUAUUUUUAUGAGCAUGUUGAUGUAAUCAAGGCCUUCUUGUGGUUUAUCCUCAGACAUUCCUUAGUUUAUCAAUUAGAUCUUUGGAUAUUAAAUCACUCUUUUUAACAUCUUAAUGGUUAAUUUGCAACACUUCUGAACCCUUAACCAUGGGAUAUUAAACAAUAAUGCAUGCAAAGGCUUUUGUUAUUUAAUAAUUGACAAAACAUGUGAUUUUGGGAGUUCAUAACUAGUCAAGUUUACCUCAUGACUAAAGACCAUUAAUGUAUUCAUAUACUGAGCUUUACUGGCACCUUACCAGACUCUCAAUACUUUCAGAACUUUGAUUUCUGUUUCUAGGGCAGACCAGAGUCAUUAAAGAAUUUAUUUAAUAUUUAUGAGAUUUUUCUCUUGGAUUUGAAUAAAAUAUGUUUAUACCCACAGGAACAAAGUAUAUAAGGGCUAUAUUGAAGUUUAUGCAUGUCCAUUCAUUGUUUUGUCCAUCCAUCUGUACGUACGUCCAUAUUUGUGUCUGCUUCAUAUCUUCCUAACCACAUGGAAUUUUUUAUAAAACUUGCAUCAGUUAAUAACCUCAUCAAGACAACGUGCCGAGAACACAAUCCAGGUCACUAGAUCCAAGGUCAAGGUCUUACUUGGGAGUUCAGUUGUUCAGUAGCUUCAUUUUUUGUCUGCUCUAUAUCUUCUAAACCACUUUGAAGAUUUUACUAAAACUAGCAAAUAUUUACAUCAUCAAAAUGGUGUGCUUGGCAUGCAUCCAAGGUCACUACAUCAUAAUCAAAUAGCUUAAAUUUUUGUUCACUAUAUCUGAACUACUGGAAGGAUUUUUUUUAUGAAACUAGCAUCAGUUGUUAUCUUUAUCAAGUCCAUAUGCAGAGUGCACGACCUAGAUCACUAGCUCCAAGGUCAAUGUCAGAUUGAUAGGUCAAAGAUCACGAUCACAAGAUUUUGCUUUCUCAGUAACAAAUUGGCAUCUAGUUUUAUUAAUCACCUUAAAUGAUAGCUCUAGUUAUUUUUGUGUUAUAUUUGUUCCUGGCUUAGGAAGUAUGCAAGGUUUAGACUAUGUAUAGUACAUGGAUAAAGGCCAACUAUGGUGCCAAAUGUGGAUGUGAAUGAAAACUAUGGUUAUACAGCUGGUCAUGCAACAAGGUUGUGUUUCAAAAAGAUUGUAAAAUAAGAAUAAACUUUCACAGUUAGUGUGUAUCAUGUUCAAGGUGAUUUUGGUUGGUGAAUCUUAAAGUUGGAAUAAUAACUUAUUUUUUUUUAUGUUAUACACUAAACAACUUUUUGAUUUGCACAUAGAGUUUUUAUUACCUGUCACUUGAUUUCAGUAAGGCUUUGAUUUAUUUCAUACUUUGAUUAUUAGAUCAUUACAGUGUAUUAAUAUUUCAUAAAGGAUACAGUUUAAAGUAAAAUAAUCGUAUCCCGGAACUGGUAAUAAAAGUCACAUAAUUUGUAUCUGUUUGACCUCCUGUAGUAAGUAGUUACUGUCUUAAACAGCCAGUCAGUUAACUUCCCUGUUAACAUUUUGUUCUUAUUUUCACCUGCCUUAAGCAGCGUUAUCAUGUUUCUCUCUUGGCUGGCUGCUUUAUACAGUCUUGACUGUUUAAUGGGUGAUUUCAAGGCUUCUUAUCAGAUAUUAAUAAUUAUUCAAUGAAAAAUCAAUAAAAUCUCACUCACUUAUAUUUCAUUGUAUAUUUACCAUAUAUUGUAACAAACAUCCAUUCCCAGCAAGAAAACUGUGAUGUUUUAUUUUGUCCUGUGUAUAAGUGUAUUAUCUGCAGAGUCCAGUGGUAACAGGAAACCAGGGGUCAUGUCUUUGAGACUCCACUGCUCAAAGUAAAAUUACUUACACUGGCUUACAUAAGGUCUGUGGUUCUGCCCAGGUGCCAACCUGUGAUGAAAUAAUACCCGGAAAAAGUUGCCUUGUGACCUAAAUUGUGUCAGUGUGACUCUGAACCCAUCAAAAACAAACAAAAUUCAUUUAAUUUUCAGUAACUGUACUUUUCUGGACCAGCAACAUCUUUACAAUAACAAUUAUCAGUCUGUCUUUUCACCGAAGACAGUUAAAACUUGUUUGAGAAAUUAUUAAAAGUCAAAAUACAGAUUUGAAAAUCUUUUAAAGUAGUUGUAUAUUUUUACCUAAAUUGUUUUGCAAACUGUAUAUGUAUUAAAACAAAUGUAAAUGUUCCAUAUAUUUCCAAAAUAUGAGUAAUUUUCACUUUAUAUAGUCAAAAUUCCAAAUAUAGCCCAACCAUCCUCCAGAAGCCUUAGUUCCAAAUAUCACUAAAUCAAGACAAUAACAAUUAUACAAUUCAUGUAUAAUGGCUAUUUUUUUUUAAUAUCAAUCAAUGUUAAGAGAUAUCUUAAAAUGUAAUUACAUGAAAACAAAUUAAAAUUGUUCUUUUCUGAUGUACUAAAAACUCAAGUCCUUUAUUGUUUGUGAUGCUCAUGUUUUUAAACUUAAAUUUGUCAUCAGAAUGAAAUAAUCAUCCAGUAGAAAUACUAUUACAAACAAAAGUUUUCAAUAGCUUCUAAUAAAAAUCUUACAGGGAAACAUGUAUACAAGACAUAUCAGUACAAUAAUCUCAUAUUUCAACCAAUCAGAUUUCAGAUAUGCCAAUGCCAGAUUUUUCAUUCCAGGACAUAUCACAUGUUCAUUUGUAAAGAAUUUUAUAAUUUUUUUGCUACAAACCUAUCAAAAUUAGGUUUAAAGAUAAAAAAAAAGAAAAAAGGUAUGGCCCUACUGGGAUUUGAACCCAAGCCAUGAAAACUUGUAAAAUUACUAGUCCAUCUGCUUUACCACUGGACCACAGAAUCUUUAAUUAAGUCAUUUAAUUAAGGUCCAUCCGCCCUUUCAGACACAAUGAAGCAUAUAAAUGCCCCUGUAGAGUAUAGAUCCAGGAUGGACUGCAUGUAGAGAGGUUCCACUUAACUAAGGGACAUUAACAAAGCUUGAUAAGUCAGACAUACCUUGUGCACAACUGAUCUGUCCUUGUCUAGAUACUAAGUAAUAUAUAUAUUAUCUCCCUUUUAUCCAGCCUUUCAUCCCAAGUCAUAUCUAAGACAUGGUUUGUAUUUAGAUUAAACUUGGUGAAAAUGUUAAUUUCUGUUAUGGAGAUGUGCCCUGUAAGGUCUGAAUCAGAUUGCCAGAAGAACACAGAAGUUAUGUCCCUUAGUAUAGUACCUUUAUAGUGUGAACUAUAUAUAGUAUUAACUGGCAAAAGGUCUAUUUCUACUUGAUAUUUCAUGAGGGGAACCAGAUGUUGUAACCAAUAUGUUACAUACAUAGCUUUCUUGUAGAAAGAGAUAUGCAUUGUGGUCACUGGCCACUGUUACAAAAAUAGAAAAAACGGUUUUCCCCCAAUGGCUUCAGUAAGGAAUGAAACAUUGGCAAAUCUUGGGACAUAGACAUACAUAGCUUGCAUGGAGACCAAGGUUUAUAAGCAGUUUGGUUUGUUCUUUCAAGGUCAUUGUUACUAUAAAUAGAAAUUACUUUCGUUUCAUUUGUUUUUGAGUUUAACAAUGUUUUUCAACAGUAUUUCAGUUAUAUAAAGGUUAGUAUUUUUGUUUCAAUAAUUUCAGUUAGAAAUGAGAUACUUUUGCAAAAAAUAGGUAAACCCAUUGGUGAGGGGUGCCAGUUCAUUGAAUUCACAUGUUUGUAACAGUUCUGUAUAAAUUCUGCUUGUUAUUUUAUUGUAAUUUUGUUUAAAGUUAUUUAUGUUAUUGUUUUAUAAUUAUAAUGUCAGCUGGCUCUGUCUUAUUGUUUACUUCAAACUUGAGAAUGUUGAAAUACAGUAUAUAAUCACAUUUUACAGCUAUAAAUCAACUUGACUUUGUAAAACUUGUUUUAAAAUUUAGUACUUUGUUGACUUGUGUAAAAAAUGAUGUGUUGUUUUUUUUUUUGUGAGGAUAUAGGACUGAAAAGUCGAUUGUAUGUAAAAGACACAAAAUAUUUAUUAUUUAUUGUGAAUGAUGUUCAUACAGUAACAAAGGAGGUCAAAACAAAAUACAAAGGGACAUAAUCUAGAAAAUUUUGUAAGUAUUGUGUUAAUGUAUAAAAAAUUUCAAUUCUCCAUUAAUAUCCAUUCUAAUUAUUUCAAUUCCAUAUUUGUACAAAAAAGGCACUUUUUGUUUUCCAGGCAAGACGACGUAAAUUAAUUUUUGUCUCUCAACCAUAUUUCUUUAAAAAAUUAUUUUUUGUUUUUAGCUCACCUGUAACAAAGUGACAAGGUGAGCUUUUGUGAUCGCGCGGUGUCCGUCGUCUGUGCGUCCGUGCGUCCGUCCGUCCGUCCGUAAACUUUUGCUUGUGACCACUCUAGAGGUCACAUUUUUCAUGGGAUCUUUAUGAAAGUUGGUCAGAAUGUUCAUCUUGAUGAUAUCUAGGUCAAGUUCGAAACUGGGUCACGUGCCAUCAAAAACUAGGUCAGUAGGUCUAAAAAUAGAAGAACCUUGUGACCUCUCUAGAGGCCAUAUAUUUCACAAGAUCUUCAUGAAAAUUGGUCGGAAUGUUCACCUUGAUGAUAUCUAGGUCAAGUUCGAAACUGGGUCACAUGCCAUCAAAAACUAGGUCAGUAGGUCUAAAAAUAGAAAAACCUUGUGACCUCUCUAGAGGCCAUAUAUUUCAUAAGAUCUUCAUGAAAGUUGGUCAGAACGUUCACCUUGAUGAUAUCUAGGUCAAGUUCGAAAGUGGAUCACGUGCCAUCAAAAACUAGGUCAGUAGGUCAAAUAAUAGAAAAACCUUGUGACCUCUCUAAAGGCCAUAUUUUUCAUGGGAUCUGUAUGAAAGUUGGUCUGAAUGUUCAUCUUGAUGAUAUCUAGGUCAAGUUCGAAACUGGGUCACGUGCGGUCAAAAACUAGGUCAGUAGGUCUAAAAAUAGGAAAACCUUGUGACCUCUGUAGAGGCCAUAUAUUUCAUGAGAUCUUCAUGAAAAUUGGUCAGAAUGUUCACCUUGAUGAUAUCUAGGUCAAGUUCGAAAGUGGGUCACGUGCCAUCAAAAACUAGGUCAGUAGGUCAAAUAAUAGAAAAACCUUGUGACCUCUCUAGAGGCCAUAUUUUUCAUGGGAUCUGUAUGAAAGUUGGUCUGAAUGUUCAUCUUGAUGAUAUCUAGGUCAAGUUAGAAAGUGGGUCACAUGCCUUCAAAAAGUAGGUCAGUAGGUCAAAUAAUGAAAAAACAUUGUGACCUCUCUAGAGGCCAUAUUUUUCAUGGGAUCUGUAUGAAAGUUGGUCUGAAUGUUUUUCUUGAUGAUGUAUGGGUCAAGUUUGAAACUGGGUCAACUGCGAUCAAAAACUAGGUCAGUAGGUCUUAAAAUAGAAAAACCUUGUGACCUCUCUAGAGGGCAUACCCUUGAAUGGAUCUUCAUGAAAAUUGGUCAGAAUGUUCACCUUGAUGAUAUCUAGGUCAAGUUUGAAACUGGGUCAUGUGCCUUAAAAAACUAGGUCAGUAGGUCAGAUAAUAAAAAAACCUUGUGACCUCUCUAGAGGCCAUACUUUUCAUGGGAUCUGUAUGAAAGUUGGUCUGAAUGUUCAUCUUGAUGAUGUCUAGGUCAAGUUUGAAACUGGGUCAGCUGCGGUCAAAAACUAGGUCAGUAGGUCUAAAAUAAUUAAAAUCUUUUGACCUCUCUAGAGGCCAUAUUUUUCAAUGGAUCUUCAUGAAAAUUGAUCUGAAUGUUCACCUUGAUGAUAUCUAGGUCAGUUUCGAAACUGGGUCACGUGCGGUCAAAAACUAGGUCAGUAGGUAUAAAAGUAGAAAAACCUUGUGACCUCUCUAGAGGCCAUAUUUUUCAUGAGAUCUUCAUGAAAAUUAGUGAGAAUGUUCACCUUGAUGAUAUCUAGGUAAAGUUCAAAACAGGGUCACGUACCUUUGAAAACUAGGUCCAUAGGUCAAAUAAUAGAAAAACCUGGUGACCUCUCUAGAGACCAUAUUUUUCAAUGGAUCUUCAUGAAAAUUGGCCAGAAUUUUUAUCUUGAUAAUAUCUAGGUCAGGUUCAAAACUGGGUCACAUGAGCUAAAAACUAGGUCACUAUGUCAAAUAAUAGAAAAAACGACGUCAUACUCAAAACUGGGUCAUGUGGGAAGAGGUGAGCGAUUCAGGACCAUCAUGGUCCUCUUGUUGAAACUCAACAAAAGUCUGCAUGACCAAACAAGAGGGUGACCCUGAAUCACUCAUCUGAGUAAUAUGAGCCACAUGUUUCAAAUGGCAAACUGAUGCUAAGAUAUUAAGGAGGUAAGUCAGUAGGUCACAUUCAUGGUCACUGAAAGUCAGUUUUUAGCUCAUCUGAUUUUUUGAAAAAAAAUGAUGAGUUAUUGUCAUCACUUGAUCGGCGCUGGUGUUGGCAUUGCCUGGUUAAGUUUUAUGUUUAGGUAAGCUUUUCUCCUAAACUAUCAAAGGUAUUGCUUUGAAACUUGCAACACUUGUUCACCAUCAAUAGCUGACCCUGUACAGCAAGAAACAUAACUCCAUCCUGCUUUUUGCAAGAUUUAUGGCCCCUUUUGGACUUAGAAAAUAUCAGAUUUCUUGGUUAAGUUUUAUGUUUAGGUAAACUUUUCUCCUAAACACUAUCAAAGCUAUUGCUUUGAAACUUGCAGCACUUGUUCACCAUCAUAAGCUGACCCUGUACAGCAAGAAACAUAACUCCAUCCUGCUUUUUGCAAGAAUUAUGGCCCCUUUUGGACUUAGAAAAUCAGAUUUCUUUGUUAAGUUUUGUGUUUAGGUCAGCUUUUCUUCUAAAGUAUCAAAGCUAUUGCUUUUAAAACUUGCAACACUUGUUCACCAUCAUAAGCUGACCCUGUACAGCAAGAAACAUAACUCCAUCCUGCUUUUUGCAAGAAUUAUGGCCCCUUUUGGACUUAGAAAAUCAGAUUUCUUGGUUAAGUUCUGUGUUUAGGUCAGCUUUUCUUCUAAAGUAUCAAAGCUAUUGCCUUAAAACUUGCAACUCUUGUUCACCAUCAUAAGCUGACCCUGUACAGCAAGAAACAUAACUCCAUCUUGCUUUUUGCAAGAAUUAUGGCCCCUUUUGGACUUAGAAAAUAUCAGAUUUCUUGGUUAAGUUUUGUGUUUAGGUCAGCUUUUCUCCUUAACUAUCAAAGCUAUUGCUUUUAAACUUGCAACACUUGUUCACCAUCAUAAGCUGACCCUGUACAGCAAGAAACAAUACCCCAUCCUGCUUUUUGCAAGAAUUAUGGCCCCUUUUGGACUUAGAAAAUCAGAUUUGUUUGUUAAGUUUUGUGUUUAGGUCAGCUUUUCUUCUAAGUAUCAAAGCUAUUGCUUUAAAACUUGCAACACUUGUUCACCAUCAUAAGCUGACCCUGUACAGCAAGAAACAUAACUCCAUCUUGCUUUUUGCAAGAAUUAUGGCCCCUUUUGGACUUAGAAAAUAUCAGAUUUCUUGGUUAAGUUUUGUGUUUAGGUCAGCUUUUCUUCUAAAGUAUCAAAGCUAUUGCUUUAAAACUUGCAACACUUGUUCACCAUCAUAAGCUGACCCUGUACAGCAAGAAACAUAACUCCAUCUUGCUUUUUGCAAGAAUUAUGGCCCCUUUUGGACUUAAAAAUAUCAGAUUUCUUGGUUAAGUUUUGUGUUUAGGUCAGCUUUUCUCCUUAACUAUCAAAGCUAUUGCUUUUAAACUUGCAACACUUGUUCACCAUCAUAAGCUGACCCUGUACAGCAAGAAACAUAACUCCAUCUUGCUUUUUGCAAGAAUUAUGGCCCCUUUUGGACUUAGAAAAUAUCAGAUUUCUUGGUUAAGUUUUGUGUUUAGGUCAGCUUUUCUCCUUAACUAUCAAAGCUAUUGCUUUUAAACUUGCAACAGUUGUUCACCAUCAUAAGCUGAUUAUGUACAGGAAGAAACAUAACUCCAUCCUGCUUUUUGCAAGAAUUAUGGCCCUUUUUGGACUUAGAAAAUCAUGGGUAGGACAAUAUUUUUAUUAUACAGAGACAAAAAAAUCAGAUGAGCGAAUGCACCCACAAGAUGGUGCUCUUGUUAAGAUCUGUUAGCAAAACUGUACAUGUCAUCCAAAUUUCAAGGCUGUAUCUUGAAAAACAAGAAAGUAGGUCAGUAGGUCAAGGUCACAGUAAGGUGAACCGUAAUCACUUGGGUACAUCAGGUAAAUAUAAUUAAACUGGAAAUAUGAUCAGAUAAUUUUUUAAAUAUUUUUCCUAUAUAACUCGUAUAACAAGUGACCCACAGGGUGGGACCUCUUUUCACCCCAGGGGCAUAAUUUGAAUAAUCUUGUUAGAGGUCCACUAGGCAAUGCUACAUACCAAAUAUCAAAGGCCUAGGCCUUGAACUUUCAGAAAAGAAGAUUAUUAUUUUUUUCCCUAUAUAAGUUUAUGUUAAACUUGGGACCCCCAGGGCAGGGCCUCUUUUCACCACAGGGUAAUAAUUGAAACAAUUUUGGUAGAGGACCACAAGGCAAUGCAACACACCAAAUAUCAAAAGCCUAGGCAUUGCAGUUUCAGACAAGAAGAUUUUUUGAAGUUUUUUCCAAUAUAAGUCUAUGUAAAACUUGAGACCCCCCAGGGCAGGGCCUCUUUUUCACCCCAGGGCAAUAAUUUGAACAAUUUUGAUAGAGGAUCACAAGGCAAUGCUACAUACCAAAUAUCAAAGGCCUAGGUCUUAUGGUUUUAGACAAGAAGGUUUUUAAAGUUUUUUUCCUAUGUAAGUCUAUGUAUAACAUGGUACCCCUGGGGCAGGGCCUCUUUUCAUCCCAGGGGCACAAUUUGAACAAUUUUGAUAGAAGACCAUUAGAUGACGUCACAUGCCAAAUAUCAAGGCUCUAUGCCAUGCAGUUUUGGAGAAAAAGAUUUUCUAAGUUUUUCCUUUUGGUUGCCAUUGCAACCAGAGUUCUGCAUGGAAUUAAAUUCUUUGGGCAAUUUUGAAAGGGGGCCACCCAAGGAUCAUUCCUGUGAAGUUUGGUGUAAAUCUGCCCAGUGGUUUUGAAGAAGACGACUUUCUUGCUAAUUGUUGACACACGAUGGAUGAUGGACAUCGAGCGGUCACAAAAGCUCACCUUGAGCCUUUGGCUCAGUUGAGCUGAAAAGGUGAAGCUCAUUUAUCCGCACAUUCUAUUACCAUUAUUUCUUAAUGAAUUUCACUGUUUGGAUGACAUUUCAGUAUAUAAUGUCAUUUGAAAUAAAAAAAAUUAAUGUUAAAAAUGGUUUCUAAUUAGAAAAGGAUGAUUGUCUGUGGCACAGUGGGCCUUCCGGCUAUGGCUUUUUAUCAAUAAUUGGAGAAAGUUUGGGCCACUCUAAGCUUUGAAACUGCAUGAAAUGACAAUAUGUGGUUUUACUCUUUUUUGAAAACCGGUCAGUUAAGGUAGUUCUGCACGUUUUGAUCGAAAUUGUUUCUACAAUGUAGAAUUUGAUUAAACUCCGAUUUUUCAAAACUUCAGAAUAUACACAGAAAAUUCAGCAAAUAAAAAAAGAUAGGGUCAUGUGUUUGAUAUUCUGCUAGACUGAUUUGAAAAAUAGGGACCUCACGCAAUACUUCAUAACGGGAGUCUAUGGGAAAAUGAUAACAUUCAUAACAUUUUCGUAUAUAGAAAUUUUUCUACAAUGUAGAUUUUGAUGAAAGUUUCACAAUUGUUAAUAAAGACUUGGCCUAUGAUUUGAUGUAUUAAAAUGUAUAAGUCCGUGUACUUAUUUUUGAGAUAUCUGACCAUGAUUAAAGUAAACCGGACAUUUCACGCUAAUUUUAAGACAUUAUUUUGAAUUAUUUAACGUGUGAUAUGUUUUAAUAUCAUAUUUCGACUUUAGAAAUACAGCAACAAAGCCACUGUAAUAAAUUUACUCACUGGUUGCGAUUAACCAAUAAAAUGAUUUUCAUUUCCAUACGCCGAAUCCAGUCUUUAUUCUACGUUUUCCUGAAAAAUAACGUUACGCCAUCACUUCUGGUUUAUCAAACUUGCAGAACUACCUUUACUCCAACAGGUCAUGAAGUAUAUCAUCCAUGCUGUGCCAUACUGUUGUAUCUGCUAAAUUAUUUGUAUACAUUUAUAAUAGCUUUGCACUGGGAAUGAUAAGUAUUUUACAAACAGCUCUUUUGGUAAAGGUUUUCCUUAUGUUGCCUUUUUGUAAAAAAAACAACAGCAACAAGACAACUUCUUUUUCCACCCAGAUACUAGCACAUUCAUCAUUUACCCCCCAAAAGAAAAAGCAUUAAUUGUUAUAUGGAUACUAGGGACCUCUUAUUUUGUUUUGGCCUAAAAUUACUGUUUUUACUUUUUGAUUUGUUUAUUUCAAACCACAUGUACUCAUGUUAUGGAAAUAAAUUAUAUUACUUUGA
This is a messenger RNA of Mercenaria mercenaria, 18893 nucleotides long. RefSeq names its product sorting nexin-13-like. Lineage: Eukaryota; Metazoa; Mollusca; Bivalvia; Venerida; Veneridae. The transcript is spliced from 28 exons. Gene Ontology annotation, molecular function: phosphatidylinositol binding. Bases 124 to 2985 code for a protein of 953 amino acids. The record is from RefSeq and is a predicted model, not a curated record. Gene Ontology annotation, cellular component: early endosome.